AAGUUCAGUACAACCGUUUUUAAGUUUUCUUCGUCUCGAGGGGACGAAAUCUGAAGAGUUAUUGGAGCGAGUUUACGUGCCAAGACGCUGAAAAUGGCUUAUCCCUCGCCGACUGAUCGUAGAAUUAGCGCUCUGGCCGGACACCUCUCCGGUGUCUCUCCGUCGUUGGCGAUGAAUGUCUGUGCCUCUCCGACCUCUUCCUCCUCUCGCGGAAACUCUGUUUUCGAUCACCUUGUUCAAGCACCCGAAGAUCCAAUCCUUGGUGUGACUGUUGCGUUUAACAAAGAUCCAAGCCCUGUCAAGUUGAAUUUGGGCGUUGGCGCUUAUCGUACUGAGGAAGGCAAACCUCUCGUUCUGAAUGUGGUGAGAAGAGCCGAGCAGCUGCUUGUUAAUGAUAGGUCUCGAGUCAAGGAAUAUCUUCCCAUUGUUGGUUUGGCAGAAUUCAAUAAAUUGAGUGCCAAGCUCAUUUUUGGUGCUGACAGCCCUGCUAUUCGAGAAAACAGGGUUACUACUGUGCAGUGUUUGUCAGGUACUGGCUCCUUGAGAAUUGGAGCUGAGUUCUUAGGAAAACAUUAUCAUCAACACACAAUAUACAUUCCAGCCCCAACAUGGGGGAACCACCCAAAAAUUUUCGCUCUGGCUGGUUUAUCUGUGAAGACAUACCGCUACUAUGAUCCAGCGACACGUGGGCUGAACUUCCAAGGUCCACCAGGGAAUAAUUUAUCUAAUAUCAUAUCGUUCAAAACUCACCCUUCUUCUAACUCCAUUUCAAAAUUGAUGGCUCUUCCUUAUUUCUACUUUAGGGGCAUGUACAAUGAAUGGACUAUUGAGUUGAAGGCAAUGGCUGACCGUAUUAUCAGCAUGCGCCGGCAACUUUUUGAUGCCUUGCGUGCUAGAGGUACACCUGGUGAUUGGAGUCACAUUAUCAAGCAAAUUGGAAUGUUUACUUUCACAGGAGUGAAUUCAAAGCAAGUCGCCUUUAUGACUGAAGAAUACCAUAUCUACAUGACUUCUGACGGGAGGAUUAGCAUGGCAGGUCUUAGCGCUAAAAGAGUCCCGCAUCUUGCAGAUGCAAUUCAUGCUGCGAUCACGCGUGUUUCCUAGGUAUGUUAUUUGCAAUUCACUACUCGAUUCCUUUCUCUCUGUUCCUGUUGUUUUGAUGCAAUAAUUUUCACCUCAACAAAUCGGAUGGAUUUAUUGUCGGUUCUGUAUGUAUUAUAUGUUGUUUCGUUUGUAUGCACCAGAACUGUAGGAGCUGUAGGGCUUAAAAGUCCUCGAAAUCAUGUAGCUAACUCUUGUUGGGGUGGUUUUGAAAUAAUUUUCCAGAGGAAUGCAUGCUUUGAACCAAAAACUGAA
Messenger RNA from Tripterygium wilfordii, 1356 nucleotides. Its product is annotated as aspartate aminotransferase 3, chloroplastic-like. Gene Ontology annotation, molecular function: pyridoxal phosphate binding; L-aspartate:2-oxoglutarate transaminase activity. Lineage: Eukaryota; Viridiplantae; Streptophyta; Magnoliopsida; Celastrales; Celastraceae. The transcript is spliced from 9 exons. The record is from RefSeq and is a predicted model, not a curated record. Gene Ontology annotation, biological process: amino acid metabolic process; biosynthetic process. Bases 94 to 1104 code for a protein of 336 amino acids. Gene Ontology annotation, cellular component: mitochondrion.